AUGGAGCGUGUAGACUUCCGCGAUAGCAUUCGUGUGGCUAGAGUGAAAUUUGUUGCCUGUGAUGGCUCAGCUAAGAGUCUGAAUCUUCGUUUAUCUGCCUUCACUGAAUACGUGAACAGCAUGAUGAGUUUGUGCCUACAGGUACUCGCACAGAGAACAAUGGCGUAUAUGAUGUACCGAGAAACGACUCUGGGUUCAGCCCUUAGUCGUACAUUGGAUGAAUUCGUCGAGGAAGGUCUAAUAACCCGCCCACUUGCCAUGAAAGUACUCACCACCUUCGAUAAGAAUAUAAAUAAAGCCCUUGCGUAUCGAGUGAAAAAUAAGGUAAGAGUGUUCCCCUAG
Molecule: messenger RNA, 342 nt
Organism: Cooperia oncophora
Lineage: Eukaryota; Metazoa; Nematoda; Chromadorea; Rhabditida; Trichostrongylidae
Source: the annotation of a GenBank genome assembly